AGUGUGCAGGAGAGGUUGGAAGCCAAAAUGGCUAGUGAAGACGCCUCCCCUAUAUAAAUAUCAGCAGUCACACUUAAAUAAGAAAAACAAGAUAAAAACAAAGAUUGGGUAAUUCAUCAGACGAAGCAGUAACACAAAACUGAUGUUUACAAGUUGAGGUGCAUUACAAUGAAAGCCAUGAACCUGAUAAAUCGUUGCUUAUUAGUUCUUUUCACAUGUUUUCUGAAUACUGAUAAUGCAGACUAUGUAGAUUGUAGAGAUGGAAGUAGACCGCUCCAAAGAGAUGGUCCUCUGCAUUUCAGUGAAUAUUGAUUAAAGGAAGUCCGACAAUGAGGAAGAUCAGUCCUUCGAGUGUGCCGUGGAAGAUGAGUGAAUGUCUGAGGAAGACUUAAAUGACUUCAAUCUAAAGUUCACAUUAAAAACUGCCAGAAGUACGAGUACGGAGCACAUGAAUCCUCAAACAUUUCUUUUGGAUUAGGAAAAUCUUCUUGAUAAGUGGGACAUGUGCCGGCCCAGACUGUAUUACAAUACAUAACAUAAGGAUGAAUUAAGCUGUAAUAAAAAGUAUGAUGAUUAAUCAGUGAACAAACUCGACUCAAAACACCAGUUGUCUUGAUUGUCUUGUCAUCUUAUUUGAAAUAUUUUGCCAUGAAGUCCAUGAUGUGUAAAACCUGAUUUUGCAUGGUGGUGGCUACAGAUGGCAGCCAGAAGUCACGUGAAACAUGCUAUAUAACAUGGCUGUGAGCCACCCUGCUUAUCCAGCUGCUUCAAGUCGGGCCCUGGGCCCCAGACUCUGAUGGCUGCAGGCCUUCCAGCACUGUUGCUUACGGUCGCCUCAUGUAGUGGUGCGGAGUUUGAGAUCGAGAGAACGAGGCGGUGUAGUCCCUCAUUCGGCCAGGAGUGUCCCGUCGUCGUAGUCAUCUGGCCGCUGUUUCCAGAGUCAAGACGCUUCGGCUCCCAUCCGGAAGUCCUCUCAAACAGUGGAAACAGGGUCCAGGUGGCUACGACUGAAACCUUUUCUACGAUCGAGAGGACGCUUUAUUCGAAGCCUUAGACGAUACAGAUGAUGAUUGAACUACACUCCACACCAGCUGGUGGCAGUAAUGCUCAGUUUGCCAAUCGCAUCACACCUUUAUAAAGACGAAGAAGCGUCACGUGGACCAAUGAGCGCAGGGAGAAAGUGACGGAAGCCUUCAGGUGCGCGGUGAAGACGCAGCAGGCCUUCAGUCACUGAAACAGCCACCAUGAGGCUGAUGGCUGGCGCUGCUACAGGAGCUUCAUUCAGCUGCUUGACUCUGGCUCUUCUCUUGUGGCUGCAUUGCUGUCACAUGGUCAGCAUUUUUGGCCAAAAGUCUGACUCUGCCUUAACUGUGGUGGAGAAUACAGAAGGAGGAGAAGAAAUAGAUGGUGGUGAAGAGGAGGAGGUGAUGGUUGAUGAAGGAGAUUUGGAGGUUGUCCAACCUACUGAGGAGUGGCAGACUCUUAAACCAGGCCAGGCAGUGCCAGCAGGUUCCCAUGUGAGGCUGAAUCUGCAGACAGGUCAGAGGGAGGUCAGACUGGGAGAAGAGCAGCUUAAGUACGGGACACGGGAACACAGGGAGACAGAAGAGAUCCAGUCCCCCUUCAGUCCUGAUGAGCUGAAACGGGCCAUGAAGAAGAUAAAGGAGGACCUGAACCCUGACUCUGUGGCGUCGAAGUAUCGUCCCCUCGAGGAGUUAAAGACAGACAUGGCUCAGCUGGACCUGCUGGUGGAGACGGAUGUUCAGAUAAUGAGGCGCCUGCUGACCCAGUUCAACAGCAGCAGCUCGACUACAGAGCAGAGGCUGAACAUCCUGCUGGAGCUGGAGUACCUGGUGCAUCAGGUGGAUAAUGCUCAGACCCUGUGUUCAAUGGGGGGUCUCCAGUUCAUGCUACAGGGUCUGAACAGCUCUGACCUCAGAUUACAGGAAAGCUCUGCCUUUGUCCUGGGAUCUGCUUUGGCCAGUAACCCGGUGGUUCAGGUGAAGGCUGCGGAGAGUGGUGCUCUGCAGACGCUCUUAACCACACUGGCCACUGCGCAGCCGCUCCGAGUCAAAAAGAAGGUUCUGUUUGCACUGGCCUCCCUCUUACGUCACUUUCCAUACGCACAGCAUCACUUCCUGUCACAUGGAGGGCUGCAGGUCCUAUCAGAGCUGUUCAGGGCAGAUGGAGGGGGAGUUCUGCGUACACGCAUUGUCACCAUGCUAUAUGACCUGAUCAGCGAGAAGGAGCUGAUCUCUCAGGCAGGUUUGGACCCGGUGCUGGACGCCUCCCGGGAGGAGCGGGUGCGUCAGUACUCUAAGGUGUCCCUGCAGGGGGAGCUGCUGGAGAAGGGCUGGUGCAGUCUGGUCCCGCAGCUGCUGGAGUCCACGGAGCAUGACUACAGAGAGAAGGCUCUGCGGGCUUUGUUGGCGAUGGCUCCCGUGUGUUUGGAACAGUACCGCUCAGACAGCUCUCUGCUGGGCUCUCUGCUCUCUCUGAGAGACCAGUACCAGGAAAUGGUCCAGUCAGAAAUGAUUCUGGGAGAUGAGAACGGCUACUUUGCAGAGAUUGUAGAACUUAUAGAUGCUCUACAAGUCAAAAUGAAAUGACGAGAGGAUUGUACGGAGUGAUAUUUUACAUGACCAUACAAUUCAGAGAGGGGGACACAAGGCUGGUCAGUAUGAACUGGACCUAAGACUUCAUCGGUGGCCUUACAACAUUUUUAUUGUGUGUUUAUAUUUUUACUUUGUGUCGAUAACUUAAGAAUAAGUAAGUUAUUAAAACGAAGGGGUUGUGUGGGGAUCCCCUGCAGGGUUACCUUUAAAGCAGAAAUGAUAGUGUUGGAAGCUGAAGCUAUAAUCCAUUGGUCCAUAUGAUAAACAUGUAUGUGCUGUGUAAACAGUAAGUUUUGCUUCUGGAUUGUUUUGUGUUCUCCCACCCGGAUGUUCAUCUGUCGCUAUAAUGAGCCACAGCAUGUGAGCAGAAUUACUUCAGACUGUAUUCAUACUCGGUCCAUGAUGAUGGGACUGCAUUUUAAGACGGUCCAGUAGGCUAUCAGCGGUUCAGGAGCCAUUUGUCAUUGACUUGUUAAUGUUGCAUUUGAGAUCCCCCUUGAAUUGGCUCUGAUGAAAGAGCCAGCAGCACUGCAGGAACAGCGUGUGGACUCCACCUCAGCAGAGAGCAGCUGCUGUCACCUGCACAGUUAGCAGAGAGCUGCUAGAACUCGAUCUGUGUUAGGAUUAUUAAUUACAUCAGCCUGCACACUACAUAAAGUUGACAGCACAUUAAGGUCCACCGUAAUGACCUCUGCCUGGGUGGCUCUGUAGUGACGUCACACUGCCACUGGUUUUGUGUUAGAAGUCUCUUUUUGGGUGCUGAAACAUGACCUGUAUCACAACACCGUCUGUCAAUAAAACUCCAGCUGCGGUAUGAAAA
Molecule: messenger RNA, 3435 nt
Organism: Siniperca chuatsi (mandarin fish)
Lineage: Eukaryota; Metazoa; Chordata; Actinopteri; Centrarchiformes; Sinipercidae
Gene: sil1
Product: SIL1 nucleotide exchange factor
Exons: 12
Coding region: 1245-2609 (454 amino acids)
Source: RefSeq, a predicted model, not a curated record